Molecule: messenger RNA, 2193 nt
Organism: Talaromyces atroroseus
Lineage: Eukaryota; Fungi; Ascomycota; Eurotiomycetes; Eurotiales; Trichocomaceae
Exons: 2
Coding region: 1-2193 (730 amino acids)
Biological process (GO): transmembrane transport; fungal-type cell wall biogenesis
Source: RefSeq, a predicted model, not a curated record
AUGCGAUUAUUAGCACAACUUUCGUAUCUUUUGGCCCUCGUGGCCUUUUUGCCGCUGGCCACGGCCGUCCGACUCCUCAAGUCUACCUCUCUAAUUGAAUGCAUGGCCGAUUCGAAUUUCACAGCAUCCCUCUUCGAAGUCACCUUCUUCCCGGACAACCGAUCACUUGCUCUAGAUAUCAACGGUAUGUCAGAUAUAUCGGGUAAUGUCACCGCAGAAUUAAGGGUUACUGCCUACGGCUUCACCGCUGCAAUGGAGACACUCAACCCUUGUGAAUUGAAUAUCGAAGCACUCUGUCCAAUGCAGGCCGGUCCUAUCCCUCUCUCAACUUCUCUCACUGUCUCGGAAUCGGUCAUUAAGGAAAUCCCUAGUAUUGCCUAUACCAUUCCUGAUCUGGAUGGUCAAGUAUUCGUAUAUAUCAAUUCGACAGAUACUGGUGAAAGAAUUGCUUGUCUGGAAGCCAGCCUUUCAAACAACCAGACCGUUUAUCAAAAGGCGGUUGAAUGGGUUGUCGCUAUCAUCGCUGGUCUCGGCCUGGUGGCUUCUGCCAUUACUUCCGGGCUCGGCCACUCCAAUACUGCCGCGCAUGUGGCCGCUAAUGCCUUGUCCCUUUUCGGUUUCUUUCAGGCCCAGGCUAUGAUUGGCGAAACGGCCGUUCAAAUGCCACCUAUCGUGGAAUCAUGGACUCAAAACUUCCAAUGGAGCAUGGGAAUUAUUCAGGUCGGUUUCUUGCAAACAAUUGCUACGUGGUACCAACGCGCCACGGGCGGUGAACCAUCUACUCUUCUCUCAAAUCUUGCGACUACAUCGGUCAAUGUUCAAAAACGAUGGCUCGACGCGGGGGCUGUACUCUACAACCGCAGCCUAAAUCUCCUUCAGAAAAGGGACAGCUCAGGCGGUGACACUCUGACGGUAACAGUAACGGGAUUGGAAAGAGUUGGUUUCAAAGCCGAUAUGGAGAGAACAAACAUUUUUUUGACUGGUUUAAUUUGGUUCGUUGUGUUUGUCUCUUUCACCACGAUUGGUGUCGCCGCUUUCAAGGGUAUCUGUGAAUUGUUGGUCAAAUACAAGAAGAUGCCGAGCGACAAAUUCCAGGACUUCCGCAAUGGAUGGAAGAUUGUCAUGAGAGGUAUUCUCUUUCGGCUCACUCUUGUUGGUUGGGCUCAGAUGUGCACUCUUUGCUUCUGGGAAUUGGUUGAGCGUGAUUCCGCUGCCGAGGUGGUACUUGCUGUGAUCAUGUGGUUGUCCAUGGCAGUCGUGUUGGCAUGGGCAGCUUUCAAAGUCAUCACACUGGCUAGACGUUCUAUUGCCAUGCACAAGAACCCAGCCUAUAUUCUUUACUCUGACCCGGCAUGUCUGAACAAGUGGGGUUUUCUAUACGUGCAAUACCGAGCCACGGCCUACUAUUUCGUCAUCCCUGUCUUGGGUUAUUUGCUUCUAAAAGGUCUGUUCAUUGCCUUUGGGCAAAAUGCCGAAGUCGUCCAGGCCGUCGCCUUUUUGAUCAUUGAGGCCGCUUUCUUGGUUGCCGUUAGUGUUAUUCGCCCGUGGAUGGAUAAGAGAACGAACAUAUUCAACAUCUCUAUUGCUGCUUGCAACUUUUUGAACGCAAUAUUCUUACUUGUGUUCAGCAAUGUUUUCAAUCAACCAGGAACGGUCACUGGUGUCAUGGGCAUUGUUUUCUUCAUCUACAAUGCAGCUUUCGCUUUGGUCCUUUUGAUCCUAGUUCUGAUUGCCUCCAUCUACGCUAUUGUCUCGAAAAACCCAGAUAUGCGUUACCAACCAAUGAGGGACGAUCGGGGUUCGUUCAUCAAGAGCAACUCAGCCCUCAACACGGAAUUGGACGCUUUAGCAAACACUGCCCGUGGAGGUGGAGAAAUGGAGCUCAAGUCGACGGCCUAUCACCCUGCGUAUGAGGACGAGUCCAACUCGCUCUCGAGCGGAAAUGGGGCCAGUGUCAAUCACCACCAUGACAUUAGCAAGGCUCCUCCGUCUCCCAUUGACCCCUCAGUGCCAUUAUUCCCUAGUCAUGCACCACCUUCAUACGACUCCAACGGGUAUGGCAACGAUAUCGAACGGAGUAGGUCCCCAGGACAACUGGGAGACUUCAAUCCUGCGUCUGCAUUAGCCAUGCAGAAUUAUAGACAACAGCAUAACUCUAGUCCUUGGCAACGAGGUGCAGGCUACGACCAUUGA